Molecule: messenger RNA, 1002 nt
Organism: Penicillium daleae
Lineage: Eukaryota; Fungi; Ascomycota; Eurotiomycetes; Eurotiales; Aspergillaceae
Product: D-mandelate dehydrogenase-like dehydrogenase
Exons: 3
Coding region: 1-1002 (333 amino acids)
Cellular component (GO): cytosol
Molecular function (GO): hydroxypyruvate reductase [NAD(P)H] activity; NAD binding; glyoxylate reductase (NADPH) activity
Source: RefSeq, a predicted model, not a curated record
AUGUCGCCCUCCAAGCCCCUCGUUCUGUUCUUUAGCCCUGUUCGACAUGCCUUGUCCGCGUAUAAGGAGCUGCAGCAAGUGGCCCACACGGAGGUCGUCACAACCCAAAGCAGAGACGAAUUCUUCAAUGAUGUCGCAACCAAAUACCAAAAUUUCGUUGCUAUCUAUAGGACAUCUUCUAGUGGCUCGGUAGCAGGAAAGUUUGACGCGGAUUUCAUCAAUCGCCUACCCAGUAGUUGCAAAUUUAUCUGUCAUAAUGGCGCUGGAUACGACCCCAUCGACACCGCGGCCUGUGAGAGAAGAGGCAUUAUUGUCACCAACGCUCCCGAUCCUGUCACCGAUGCGACCGCCGAUCUGGCAAUUUUUCUCAUGCUUGGAGCUCUACGCCAGCUGAAUCCUGCUAUUUCUUCAUUGCGUGCCGGACUAUUUAAGAAAGGUGUCGACUUCGGUCACGACCCCCAGCAGAAGACGCUGGGAAUUCUGGGUAUGGGUCGAAUUGGUCGCGCAAUCAAAAGGCGCUGUGACCCAUUUGACCUCAAGACAAUCUACCACAAUCGCAGCCCACUUUCGCUCCAAGAAGCAGCAGGUGCUGACUAUGUUUCUUUCGAACAACUGCUCGCCGAAAGUGACAUUAUCAGUGUAAAUGUGCCCUUAACUGCGAAGACUAAGCACCUCAUUGGAGCAGCGGAAAUUGCCAAGAUGAAACCUGGGGUUGUCAUCAUCAACACUGCUCGAGGCGCUAUCAUUGAUGAGGCUGCCAUGGCUGACGGUUUGGAGAGCAACCAUAUCGCUGCUGUUGGGCUCGAUGUGUACGAGGAGGAACCUAAGAUCAACGAGAAGCUCCUGAAGCAGGAUCGGGCCCUCAUGGUCCCACACGUGGGAACCCAUACCAUUGAAACAUUGGCGAAGAUGGAGACUUGGGCGAUGGAGAAUGUGCGCCGCGCAAUCACUGGAGAGCCGCUACUUUCGCCCGUUCCAGAACACCAGCAUCUUCUCCAAUAG